UAUGCAUUGUAUAGCGCGGCGCUAUACAAUCUUUUUUAAGGCACGCCUGUGAGGUGGUGUCCUUUUUUCUGUAGUGCUUGUUGAUUUCUCUUCGUUUUUUCUCAAGUGGAGCAUGGCUGGAGCUGCAUUGAAACGUUUAAUGACUGAGUAUAAGCAGCUGACCCUCAACCCCCCAGAGGGUAUUGUUGCCGGCCCGGUGAACGAGGAUAACUUCUUUGAAUGGGAAGCCACCAUCAGUGGCCCAGAAGGGACAUGCUUUGAGGGGGGUGUCUUUGAGGCUCAGAUUCUGUUCCCACCGGACUACCCGCUGAAUCCUCCCAAGAUGAAAUUCAAGACGGAGAUGUUCCACCCAAACAUUUACGCUGAUGGAAGAGUAUGUAUCUCUAUCCUCCAUGCACCGGGAGAUGAUCCCAUGGGGUACGAGAGCAGCGCGGAGAGGUGGAGCCCCGUACAGAGUGUGGAGAAGAUUCCUUCUGUGGUCAGCAUGCUUGCAGAGCCAAAUGACGAAAGUGGUGCCAAUGUGGACGCCUCAAAGAUGUGGCGAGACGAACGGGAAAAAUUCAACAAAAUUGCUGAAGGAAUCGUCAGGAAGUCACUGGGUCUUUCUCCUGCGCUGUCAUGACAUUGCCAAAAGCAACCAAGCCCUUGGAACAGAAAGGGGGAAAAGUAACAAGGUACUCGUGUACAUGCAGAUUAGAGAGAAAUGUGGAAGAUAUA
This is a messenger RNA of Acanthaster planci (crown-of-thorns starfish), 717 nucleotides long. It is a transcript of the gene ube2g2, whose product is annotated as ubiquitin conjugating enzyme E2 G2. NCBI's taxonomy places the organism in Eukaryota, Metazoa, Echinodermata, Asteroidea, Valvatida, Acanthasteridae. The record is from RefSeq and is a predicted model, not a curated record.